AUGUCUGCCCAGCCAAAUACUCCUCUGUCUCCUAAGACAGCCAGGGUCAAGUCGCCGGCCCCUGGGAUGCCCAUCUUUGGUUGCGAACACGUCCAGAUGCUGCUGUCCCAGUCACAGGACACAACGAACCAGUCUGUUCACCACUACAAGAUGAUUCUCCGUAAUAUCUUUGAACAAACUCCCCUGGUUCCACAGACGUCCAAGAACAAUGAUGGUCAGCCUGUAACGUCGCUCACGGCCAACUACCUAUGCUUGCAAUGUUCGAGUAUUGUUUCGGAGGAAGAGCGUCUCAAACACGGAAACAAAAAGCAGCAUCGCUUUUAUGUUGACUCUAGAAGCGGGACACUUUACUGUCAGAUUUGUGAUGACUUGGUCUGGGAUCCCACUUUAGAAGACCUGAGAGUUAGAAAAAUGGGCACUGGCACGUUCUCUACGCUUCUGCCAGAUCGCAAGAGGAAACACGACGAGCUAUUCGCGGAAAGCCUAAAGGACAACCCUCUCUACAUCAGCACAAACACCACAACCGCCUCAUGUAAGGCAAACGGCCUUCGUGGAAUUUAUAAUGCUGGUGCUACAUGCUAUCAGAACGUCGUAUUGCAGAGCUUCCUCCACAACCCGCUGCUUCGAAACUUCUAUCUUAGCGAUGGCCAUCAAAGCACUGAUUGUAGCUUGAGCAAUUGCCUCAGUUGCGCCAUGGACGACAUGUUUCAGGAUUUCUACGCCGUGGAGAACACGAACGGCUUUACCGCUGCCAGUAUUUUGUCCGGCUUUUGGAUAUCUGAGAAGAAAGCGUUCGAAAAUCUCGUGACCACCAAGGAGCAGGAUGCUCACGAAUUCUUCCAGUUUCUUGCAGAAGAGCUUCACGAACGUAAUGGCGACGGCAAGCCACCCGAGAUCGGGAGCGAGCAUAGUUGCAACUGUAUCAUCCAUCAAACUUUCUACGGCAAGCUUCAGAGCACCACGACUUGUCAGAAUUGUGGCGGGGUCACUAAUGCUGUACAAUCCUUUCUCGACCUCAGCUUGGGUCUCGACAACCUUGCGCAGCGAAGAGCUAGGAAGACGGGACAGAAGCAACCAAGUCUUACCCUUCAAGAGUGUCUCGAUGAGGAGUAUGUGAAAUCAGACAAGUGUGAGUAUCGCUGCCACAACUGUGACUCCACACAACAGGCAAGGCGAAACACGAGCAUCAAACGGCUUCCCAAUGUGCUUGCCAUCCAGCUCAAGCGAUUCGAGUUCAAGCAAGGACGCCACGACAGGGCUCCGUCCAAGAUUGACACGACAGUCAAUUUUCCCUUGCAGCUGAACAUGCUCCCCUAUACCAACAGAGCCAAGGGAAGUGAUACGAAGGAAUCCUUUGAGCUGGCGAGGUCAUGCACGUAUGAUCUCCUCAGUGUUGUUGUUCACGUUGGCGAAAUAGAUACGGGUCACUAUGUUUCUUAUUGCCGAGUUGCCGAUCAGUGGUUCAAAUUCAAUGACCACAAGGUUGAGAUGGCCUCAAAGUCUGACGUUCUCAGCGCACAACCAUACUUGCUGUUUUACAUCAUCAGAUCCCUUUCCUGA
Messenger RNA from Verticillium nonalfalfae, 1560 nucleotides. RefSeq lists its product as uncharacterized. The transcript has 6 exons. Gene Ontology annotation, cellular component: nucleus; cytosol. Bases 1 to 1560 code for a protein of 519 amino acids. Lineage: Eukaryota; Fungi; Ascomycota; Sordariomycetes; Glomerellales; Plectosphaerellaceae. Gene Ontology annotation, molecular function: cysteine-type endopeptidase activity; zinc ion binding; cysteine-type deubiquitinase activity. The record is from RefSeq and is a predicted model, not a curated record.